Molecule: messenger RNA, 660 nt
Organism: Spinacia oleracea (spinach)
Lineage: Eukaryota; Viridiplantae; Streptophyta; Magnoliopsida; Caryophyllales; Amaranthaceae
Exons: 2
Coding region: 1-660 (219 amino acids)
Source: RefSeq, a predicted model, not a curated record
AUGGGUGGGGCACAGCCCCUCCCAAACCAAUCAAAUGCCAAUCAAGAUGCACGCCGGAUAAUUGAAGAGCGACAGUUACACAGAGGAGACCUCGAUGCUCAAGACCUCUUGCACAGGAGGCGCCUCGAACAAGCCAGAGAAGCCAUCAGGAAUGAUAGGAUCACCCGAGGUCUACCCCCCUCUAGUGUCAAGACUACGGUCUCUACACGAGACCACCCCACUCCUUCAAAGCAAGUCGAGCCGAUCGAGGUCAGCUCCGAAAGGACAUCUCCCAGGAGGCAAUCACCUUCUCCCACAAGGAGGCGUCACUCACCCUCUAGCCGUAGAGGCCAUUCCCCCAGGACAAGGACUUCACUCCCUGAUCAACAGCCAAGGGCCCAUUCAUCCUCUCAUCGCCCUAGGCACCGUUCACCCUCGAGAAUAGAGAAGAGCCCUCCACGCCGUGAGCGAACAUACUCACCUCCCCCAAAGAGUAGAGGUGGGCGUACCUCCCUAAGAGGAAGGUGGGACUCCCCCCCACCAAGAACCAUAAGACACAGACAUACCUCAUCAUUGCAAGAGGCUCUCACCCCAUUUAUCCGAGAGAUAAUAAACACCCGCCGCCGGGAUAAAGUGAAGGUCCCUACUAGGCCUUUGGAGUUCCCUGUCGGUCGCCGUUGA